CAUUGUUGUUAGACCUUAACCAAGGCUUCUAGCCAAUAGGAGAAAUUAUGUGGCAUUCUAGUCUAAACAUGAUUUAUAUUUUGCGGGUGGUAUCAUUGAGCAGACUAGUAAUUUUCUUUACCAUUUGCGCGUAAGGACAAACUUUCCUUUCCCCUCCCCUGUUAUUAAUUUGCUCCAGUAACGUAACCGCGCCCUUCAGGCUAAAUCCAAGAUGGCGACGGAAACGUAAACUUGAGCACUUUCAAAACAAACAGUUUCUGGCUCUUAUUAUUGUAAACAAGGUCGAAUACUGUCGAUUCUUGGCGGGCUUUUGCGGGUCAGGCGUUAAUCUGCGGUGUUAUUCGAUAUGUGCUAGCUGUCAAGAAAUUUAAAACGCCUUGUCUGGCGCGAGUAGCAAAGUUUACUUGUUCAGAGAGGCCCUUGAAGAAGAUUUUGUGUUCGGCGGGAGAAACAUUUCUGUCGCGUCGUCAGUGGGUUUUCUACACGGAGAAGGCAUCUAGUUUUUGUUGUAACACAGAAGUCACCAGCCAUUUAGCUGAUCAAGUGUAGCCAGAAUGCAGUGGGAAACUGCAAGAAAUGAAUCCUUCACAAGAAGAGAAGUGCGACAGGUGCAUACAAUAAGUGAAGCUACACACGAGACAAGGAAUGAGCAGCAGCACACGGAAAGUUCGGACAGAUUUGGUCGAUAUGUCAAUGGUAAUAUUACUAAUGGAAUUGAUAGUUCACAUGAGACAUCUCGUAGUAAGAGAACAAUUUAUAUGAUGAAUGGCGAUACCGAGAGCUCAAGUGACAGAUAUCCGUAUUUAAAGCGUGGAUCUGAUGCAAGUGAGCAAGGCUCAUUGCAGCGAACAUAUAGUAGUGGCAGCGGUACAGGGAGAAAGUUGAGUGGUAGCUCAAUCGGCUCAACAGGUAGCGGAACAAAGAUAUCCAGUGUAACCAUGCCGAUAAGAUCAGCAUCCUUUUCAACUGCCCGUAAACCGUCCAACACCGAGGAAAGCCCAGUUCAGGCUAGCAGUUCUGUCAGUGCAGAGUCCUCACCCACAAAGCUGUCGACCCUUCCCCGUACAUCAUCCCUGGUAAAGCAGCGCACACCAUCUGAUCCUAAAUCGGGUAUUCCUGAAGUGAAUGUCAUGUACAAUCUGAAAAUGAAACUUGGUGAAGUAAAGGGCAGUGGUGCAGAUGGAAACGUGUAUAUCCAGUUGUUUGGAUCUAAAGGAAAUACAGCAAAAAUACAGUUGCGGCAAGCAGGAGAUGAGAAAAACCGGUUUGAAACUGGUCUGGAGUAUAAGUUCAUGGUCACCACCCUGGAUAUUGGAAAGGUGGAGAGAAUUAAACUCAGUCAUGACCACAUGGAGUAUGGAACAGGCUUUCAUGUGAAAGAAGUUGAGAUUGAUGUGCCGUCGUACGGUAACCACUAUACAUUUCCUUGCAACUGUUGGCUGGCACAGGAUAAGCUGACAGAAAUGACAGUCAAGGAUCUGAAUUCAUCAACUCCUGCUCCAAACAAGGGUUACACAGUGUCUGUCCAUCUGGGUAAAGUGUUGGAUCCAUAUACCAAACUCUACCUGCAACUGUGUGGAGAAAAUGAAGAGAGUACAAAAAUUGUGCUCCGCCCAUCAGGGACUGCAACGGAUACAUUUCAAGAGGGAAAGACCUACAAAUUCUCAGUGGAGAUGCCAGACAUAGGAAAGGUGGAGAGAAUCCGUGUUGGUCAUGACAGCCAUGGGAGUGGCAAGGGAAUUUUUGUGGAUGACAUCGAAGUUGCACCUGACGAUGCAGAACCUCUGUACUUUCCCUGUUCCUGUUGGUUGGCAGAAGACAUUGGAGAUGGCAAAUUAGAAAGAGAAAUUUAUCCUGGAACAAGGACUCCCCAUACCUCAGAGUCAGACAUAACCCACACAGUAUCUGUGCAUCUUGGAGAGGUACUGAAUCCUGAAGCAACACUUUACAUCUACUUGAUUGGCCGGAGAGGUGAAACAAGCAAGGUUUUCCUGAGGCCAGAAGAACCACUGGAAAGAGAGAAAACAUAUAAGUUCACCCUCGCCCUGACUGUCGAUAUAGGAAGGAUUGAGAAGAUCCGUCUGGGUCAGGACAGUCGAGGUUAUGGCAAGGGACUGUUUGUUGACAGUGUCAGAGUGGUGCCAACAGAUGGCGACCCAGCAGUCAUGUUUCCAUGUGCGUGCUGGCUGGCAGAGGAUGUGUGGGACAGUAAAACGGAGCGAGAAUUGCUGCCUGGAAAAGCUGUGAAAAGACCUGAAAAUGUUGCCUAUAACUUGACAUUUAAGACUGGUGACAUGCCUUAUGCGGGUACAGAUGCUAAUGUGACUCUGCAGUUAUUUGGAGACAAGGGCCAGACUGAAAAGAUCAUGCUGCGGCAAGAAUCUGGGAAAACCCUGAAAAGGUUUGAUCGUGGACGUACAGACAGGUUUACUGUUCAGACCAUGGAUGUGGGCAAAGUUGAGAGGAUUCGUCUCAGUCAUGAUAAUUCCGGCCCUAACCCAGAGUGGUAUUUAGAGUCACUGAGGAUAGAGAUCCCAUCACGUGACGAGAAGUACAUGUUCCCUUGUAACCGGUGGCUUACUGGUGACGAGGACAGACGCGUCGAAGUUGAAGUUUAUCCUGUUGAUGAGGAUACAGUCCAAGAGGAGAAUAUAACUGUUGUUGAGAAUUCACUGGAGUCUGCAGCUCCAGAACCUGAGCCAGAGCCUGAACCAGAGAUGGCUGAAUAUCAAGUGUCGUUCAGACUGGGAGAGGUGCUGGAUCCUUAUACAAAGCUGUUUAUGGUAAUCCACGGUGACAGAGGAGACACAGAGAAGAUUUAUCUGACACCAGAGGGAGGGAAACUAGAACCUGGAAAGCUCUACACUGUCAAUGUCAGGACAACUGACGUGGGGAAAGUUCGUAACAUCAGCAUGGGUCAGGAGGGGUUGUCCCCCAACCAGGGGGUGUUUGUCGAGGAAGUGGAGGUUACAGCUCCCAAGGGUCCCUCUGUGGUGUUUCCUUGUCGAUGUUGGCUGGCUGAAGAUGAAGAUGAUGGGCAGACAACACGGGUUUUAGUACCUGGACAGUCGCUGACUUCACAAUAUGACAUUGGUUUUCGCCUUGGAGAGGUCCUGGACCCUGACACCAAGUUGUACAUGGUGCUGUACGGUGACAAAGGGGAGUCUGGGAGGAUUUACCUGUCGCCCGAUGGAUCUAAGUUUGAGCCAGACAAGUUCUAUAAAGUGACUGUCAACAUUAAGGACAUUGGCAAUGUACAAAAAGUUCACAUUGGUCACGACAGCAAGGGCCGUAAUAAAGGAGUAUUUGUCGAGGAGAUCGAAGUCACUGCACCUGAUGCACCAAAAGUGAUUUUCCCUUGUCGCUGCUGGCUUGCUGAGAAUGAAGACGAUGGAAAAACAGCACGUGUGAUUGUGCCUGGAGAGUCGCUGACACAACCUUAUGAUAUCGCCUUUCGUCUUGGCGAGGUGGCGGAUCCUCGUGCCAAGUUGUACAUGAUUCUUUAUGGUAGAAAAGGCGAAUCAGGAAAAAUCUAUCUGGCGUCUCCGGAUGGCAAAAAGUUUGAGCCGGGAAGGCUGUAUACAGUGUCUGCCAAUAUCAGAGAUAUCGGACCGAUUGAGAAAAUAAACCUUGGAAACGAAAGCCGUGGACCGGGUCAUGGUGUUUUCGUGGAAGAAGUUGAGGUUGCAGCACCCAAUGAAGAACCCGCCAUAUUUCCGUGCCGCUGUUGGUUGGCCGAAGAUGAAGGAGAUGGCAAGUCUAGCAGAGUUCUACAACCCGGAGAGACUGUACAACCCCCAUAUGACAUUCUGUUCCGUCUCGGCGAGGUACUGGACCCUCGUGCUAAGCUGUACAUGAUCCUGUACGGGGACAGAGGAGAGUCGGGCAAGAUAUACCUGACACCUUCUGACGGAACUACAUUUGAGCCUGGGAAGCAGUACAGAGUGUCGGUCAAUAUAAAGGAUAUCGGAAAGAUCAACAAGGUGUUUCUAGGCAAUGACAGCCAUGGACGCGGGCGUGGAAUUUUCGUGGAGGAGAUUGAGAUACAGUGCGUGGACGAAGAUCCAGUGAUUUUUCCAUGCCGCUGCUGGCUUGCUGAAGAUGAAGGGGACGGCAAAACAGCCAGAGUUUUGGUACCUGGUGAAACGAUUCAACCACAGCUAGGCAGUUGUCUCUAUAACAUGACGUUUGAGACAGCAGAGGAUGUACCCUUCGCCGGAACAGAUGCCGUUGUUUACGUUCAGCUCUUCGGAGAGAACGGACAGACUGAGAAGAUCGAGUUCAAAAGUGAAAACAAACUCGAAGCGCCUAAGUUUAAACGCGGAAGAAUCGACAAGUUUGCUGUAGAAACGGCAGACGUCGGAAAGCUGACUAAACUUCGCGUCGGUCAUGAUAACACUGGACGCAAUCCUGAAUGGUUUCUGAAGAAGCUGUCCAUAGAAAUCCCAUCAAGGGAUGAAAGCUAUGUUUUUGAGUACAACAACUGGAUAGCCGGAGAGGAAGUCAAGUUAGAUCCAGUGGAUGAAAAGACAAGAACAGAUCUUUAUACCAUUCAUCUCAAGCUGGGGGAGGUCGCCGACCCUUAUACUCCAGUUUGGAUCAAGCUUGUCGGUGAGAAGGGAGAAAGCGGACAGAUCCAGAUCAAACCUGGCUAUGGACCUAAUGACAAGUUUGAGAAGGAUCGCAUUUAUAAGGUGGUGGCUAGAGUUGCUAAUAUCGGACGGAUCAUGGAUGUCAAAGUCGGUCAGGAUGUUUCCGGUGCUCCCAGUAAAGGUCUGUACGUUGAAGAAGUGGUGGUCACGGCGUCACGCGGAGAUGGUGUGGUGUUCCCUUGUCACUGUUGGACUGGGGACGAGGAUAAAGUGACCGUGGAACACGUCCAGCAGACUGAGCUGGAGGUGCCUCUUGAUACAACCUACUACCAAGUUACGUUCAAGACUGGUGACAGACCCAACGCUGGAACAACGGCUGAAGUUCAGUUUGAACUGUUUGGAGACAAGGGCAAAACCGAGCCUAUUUCGUUGAGCGAGGAUAAGAGUCUGCGACUGUUUGAGAGAGGCAACAGUGAUAAGUUCAAAGUGGACACGCCAGAUGUAGGAAAGAUCGAGAAGCUGCAUGUGUGCCAUGAUAACUCUGGCCGUGAUCCGGACUGGUACCUCGAGGAAGUGACCAUUGAUGUGCCUGAUAAAGGCGAGCAGUACAUCUUCCCUUGCCACCGCUGGCUUGUCGGCAGUCAACGAGAUGUUGAUCUUGUUCCUGCGGAAACCAAGGAUUUGUUGCAAGAUGUUGACUAUCGCAUCAUGAUCAAGACUGGUGAUGAAAGCGAUGCCGGCACAGACGCCAAUGUUUAUCUUCAGAUGUUCGGUGAGAAGGGAAAGACGCAGAAUUUCGCUCUGAGGGAGGAGGGAGACAAGAGGAGGUUCGAAAGAGGACGAAUGGAUAAAUUCCUGAUCAGGACACAAGACAUUGGAAAGCUUAGCUCCGUUCGUAUCGGCCGGGAUAAUAAGGGUGUUAAGCCAGGUUGGCUGGUUGAUAAAAUAACAAUUGAUGUGGAUGAAAAGGAUGAACACUACGUUUUCUAUUGUAACCGCUGGUUUGGAAGUUCAGACACGGCAGUCGAGUUUACGCCAGAACAAGGAUCUUUACCAGGGCAAGAUGGAAUGUACACAGUGAGCAUCAAAGUUGGAGAAGUCCUGGACCCCGAAGUAAAUCCGUUCUAUCAGAUCAUUGGUAGAAAUGGCGAAACCAACAAGAUCCGACUGCGAGACGGUUACUCAAGGUCACACGUGUUCACUAAAGGAAACACCUACAAAGUGUCUGUCAAGAGUCCGGAUGUGGGCGAGAUCACCAAGCUUCGCAUUGGAGAUGACGGCUCCGGUCGCGGUAAGACCAUGUUCGUGGAGGAGGUCACCGUUACCAGCAAGCAAGGAGACACUGUUGUGUUCCCGUGUAAAUGCUGGCUGGGAAAAGACGACAACAACAGUAAAAUUAUAAGAGAACUCAUUCCUGGAAAACCAGUUCCAGAGGCCCUUGAAGACAUCUCGUACCACAUGACAGUGAAAACUGGUGAUAAACCGAAUGCAGGAACCGAUGCGAAUGUUUAUUUUGCUCUGCAUGGCGACAAAGGAGAAACGCCCAGAACCGCUCUACGGGACGAAAGUCAAACCUUUAGACGAUUUGAACGGGGAAGAGCUGACAAGUUUGUUGUACAAACAGUUGAUGUUGGAAAGCUCGAGCAGCUGAUUAUUGGUCAUGAUAACAAAGGACAAGACCCUGCCUGGUAUUUGGAUGAAGUAGAUGUUGACAUCCCUGUGCGAGAUGAACAUUAUAAAUUUAGAUGUGGCGGCUGGCUCGGGGGCGACCGACCUGGUCAGCGGAAGGAAGCAGUUCUAUUCCCAGUGGAUGACAUUGAAGGACCAGUCACGCCCAUUGAUGUAGAGACUGUGCAAGAAUCCGGAGCUGGCCUUGGCGACUCGGAAUAUGACGUGGAAUUCAAGACAGCUGCGGAGGAAAACGCCGGCACGGACGCCAAUGUGUAUUUCCAAAUGAUGGGAGAAGAAGGCAAGAGUCAAGAGAUCGAGCUCAAGAACAAAGGAAAAGGAUACUUCAACAGAGGACAGUUGGACAGAUUCAGGAUCAGGACUGAGGACGUUGGACGGUUGAAAAUGCUGCGUGUAGGCCAUGACAAUUCUGGCUCAAAUUCCCGAUGGUUGUUAGAUAAAGUUGUGAUCUAUUCGCUGGCCCGUGGUGAACGUUAUGUGUUCAAGGGUGGUCGUUGGAUCGGCGGGCGAAACAAUCAAAUCGAUCUACCACUGGAUUCUUGGAACAUCGGGCAACUAGUUGGUCAAGAACCGGAUAUUCCAGAUCUUAUUGAUUUCAUGCAGUCUGGAGAUGAACUAAAGAUUAUCAACGCUGCCAGAUACUUGCAACAUUUAUGUUACAGUAAGGAAUCUGUCAAGGACAAAGUCAGAGAGCUCGGUGGCAUUCCAGUUAUCGUAAGGCUGUUGAGACAUUCAGAAUGGCGUGUCAGAUAUGCUGCCAUCUGUCUUCUGAGAAAUCUCUCUUUCAGCAUGAGACACGACGCCAACAGAGUGGCUAUCGCUGAUUGCGGUGGAAUUGAAGCCUUGAUUGAAAUCUUACAGGAAACCGAGAAGACAGAGUACAGAGAAGCAAUUUUGGGCGUUUUAUGCAAUUUAUCGUCUGUUGAGUCGCUUCGUUUAAGAAUUCUUCUCGUAUGUCUCCACAUCAUCGUCAUUAUUAUCAUCAUACCUUACUCCGAGUGGACAGCUGUAGCGGCUCGAGGCCAGCCGCCAGUCAGAACCGAACCCUGGGCAGCGGUACUCGUCCAUGCCACCAGACUCGUGCGCAACCUGUCUUCAGCCGGUACCAGGGCCCGGCAGGAGCUCAGGGACGAGAAAGACUUGGUCGACUGUCUGGUGUGGAUUACUAGAGUUGGUGUCAAGAACGAGCAUUACGACAACAGGUGUCUUGAACAUUGUGUGUGCACGUUAAGAAACCUGUCAUACCGGCUUGAAAGCGAGAUUGACAGGGACCGUUAUGACGACGCUGAUGUGGAUGUGGAUCCAGCAGCUGUCAAGGAACAACAGAGCCAGGGCUGUUUCGCAGGGUGCGGUGGCAGGAAGAAGAAAAAGGUCCCUAACGAUAAACGGCCCAUGGACCGGCCGAAGGGCCCUCCUCAAGGAGUGGAACUACUUUGGCAAGCGCAGACAGUUCAACAGUAUUAUGUGCUUUUACGUAAAGNCAAGAACACUGAAACGUUAGAGGGAUCAGCCGGGGCUUUGCACAACUUGACGGCUUGCUCGUGGAAGGUGCGUAGUUUUGAUGUAUUUAGCUAAGAUAGAGUGUAUCUAAUACCUAACGGAGGUAACCCAAGAGUUACGUAACAAUUUCACAGUCGAAGUUGUUGACAUUUUAAACUACUGACUUGUGUGACUUCUUGUUGGUCAUAAACAAUACUUGAAGACGACAGAAGGAGAGCACUCCAACAAUUUACUUCAGGCUAUCGGACGAGGGCAGCGAGGAAAGGAGAGGAAAAUAAAGAGAGCUGAUCUUCGCUCACUACCUCAUUUCCUUGUUUGUAUUUUGAGAUAAGAGUGACUUCCCUUUCUAAAAGCUAUAUUGGCCUCUACCUCGCCAAAUUGCGGUGUGAUCAAUGAGCUGCUUUAGUCUAGGAAUGGGUCGUAGACUUGGCCAUUUUGGUAUCGCAGAUACAGGUUUUCCCAUUCCUUCAUUUCUACUCUACGCACUGAAAUCAAAUAAAUAACUCAAUUCCUUAAAAGCUUAUAUGUUGACAUAGUCAUUAAGAUAGUAUCUUCAUAGUACACAGAUCUUGGCGUUUUCCUGUGGCAAUCCACAGGAAAAUUACGGUCGGUAUUUACAAGGGUCGGUAUCUGGAGGCAGCGUAGCCGAGUGGUCAGUGCGUCGGACUCGCAAUCCAGCGGUCCCGGGUUCGAGUCCCGCUCUGAUCA
This is a messenger RNA of Orbicella faveolata, 8489 nucleotides long. Its product is annotated as lipoxygenase homology domain-containing protein 1-like. Gene Ontology annotation, molecular function: protein binding. The record is from RefSeq and is a predicted model, not a curated record. Lineage: Eukaryota; Metazoa; Cnidaria; Anthozoa; Scleractinia; Merulinidae.